Messenger RNA from Aspergillus aculeatinus CBS 121060, 879 nucleotides. Its product is annotated as MYB DNA-binding domain protein. Gene Ontology annotation, molecular function: RNA polymerase II cis-regulatory region sequence-specific DNA binding; DNA-binding transcription factor activity, RNA polymerase II-specific. Bases 1 to 879 code for a protein of 292 amino acids. Gene Ontology annotation, biological process: regulation of DNA-templated transcription. Gene Ontology annotation, cellular component: nucleus. The record is from RefSeq and is a predicted model, not a curated record. NCBI's taxonomy places the organism in Eukaryota, Fungi, Ascomycota, Eurotiomycetes, Eurotiales, Aspergillaceae. The transcript has 2 exons.
AUGAUUGCGUUACAAAACCAGGCCAUCUUACCCUCCGCCAAAGUGGAUAUCUCACUGUUACUGAAACCCCAAGAUGAAGAAGAGACUGCCUCGGUGACUAGCGCGCCCGCCUAUGCGACGAAUUCGAUAUCUCAAGCUUCAUUGGUCCCGUCUCUGCCUGUGGCGACACCGUCUACUAUUCAUUCAGCAACGGCGGUCCCGCCGCUCACCAAUGUUUCCUCCUCAGUCCCUGUCAAGCGUCUUCAACCAGCACAUACGGCAGAGUCCCCUGCUAAGAAGCAGUCAAAAUGGUCUCCCGAGGAAGAUGCUCUUAUCAUCGAGUUGCGAGGCAGUGGUAUGAAAUGGGAAGAUAUCAGCAAGCGCCUUCCGGGGCGAAGUGCCAUUAGUUGCCGUCUUCACUAUCAGAAUUAUCUGGAACGCAGAAGUGAAUGGGACGAGGAUAAGAAAAACAAGCUUGCGCGGCUAUAUGAAAGGUUCAAGGCCGAGAUGUGGUCGAAGGUCGCAGAGGAAAUGGCGAUUCCAUGGCGGGCAGCGGAAGCCAUGCAUUGGCAAUUGGGAGAGCAGGAGAUGGCUCGUCGUGCCGGAGUUGUUCCUUUCUCGCUGUCAAGCACUGCUAUCGAUCCACCUGCGCCCAGAGCACGCAGAGCCAGCACAUCUUUGUCUCGGCCGAGGAAAGGAUCGAGUUCGCGUUCGAUACACCAUCCCCCGCAGCUUCCAUCCGUUGAGGAACUCACUGCUGGAGUACCCGCAUUUGCGCCACCUCCGCCUUUUCUGCCACCCCGCGAAGCAUAUAGGAUAAGCCGCCCAUUGGAUCUGGGUGGUAGUCAAGGCGGCCCAUUCGGCCCGAAUCUCGGUCUUCCUCCUCGAACCCUUCCCUAG